This is a messenger RNA of Coccinella septempunctata (seven-spotted ladybird), 4197 nucleotides long. RefSeq names its product LIM domain kinase 1 (gene LIMK1). Gene Ontology annotation, molecular function: protein serine/threonine kinase activity; protein binding; ATP binding. NCBI's taxonomy places the organism in Eukaryota, Metazoa, Arthropoda, Insecta, Coleoptera, Coccinellidae. The record is from RefSeq and is a predicted model, not a curated record. Bases 98 to 3592 code for a protein of 1164 amino acids. Gene Ontology annotation, cellular component: nucleus; cytoplasm. The transcript is spliced from 13 exons. Gene Ontology annotation, biological process: actin cytoskeleton organization; protein phosphorylation.
CUGUCAAAAGUGUCAAAACAUAAAUAAACAUUUUUUUUGUAUUGUAUUUUGUAUUGUUAAUUUUUUACAACAUGAAAGAGUUUGCGUAAUUUUCAAAAUGCAGAAAGAAAAUGAGGAUAUAAUAGAUAACAAUGAAAAUUCCGCAAAUGUGUGUUCCGGAUGUUUGAAUGUUAUUGAUGACGAAGAAAUAAUAUGUGCUCUAGAUCAAGAUUGGCAUUUAGAGUGUUUUCGAUGUUCAGCUUGUGAUGCCGCUCUAUCUAACUGGUAUUUUGAGAAAGAUGGAUUAUUGUUUUGUAAAUUGGAUUAUUACACCAGAUUUGGGGAGGCUUGUCAGCAAUGUACACAGGUUAUUACAGGACCUGUUAUGGUUGCUGGGGAGCACAAGUUCCACCCAGAAUGCUUUUGUUGUACUUCUUGUUGUUCCUUCAUUGGGGAUGGAGACUCUUAUGCCCUUGUUGAAAGAUCGAAACUUUUUUGUGGACAAUGUUAUAAGAGGCAAAUGCAACCUUUACAGAGGACGGCCAAGUUUCCAUUCACUAGAAAACCACAUUCAAUUAGGCUGGUUGAGAUACCCGGUGGUCAGAAAGGUCUGAAACUCUCUGAAGAUGUACUCAAUACUACGAAUAGUCAAUGCUUUACCAUAUCUGAGGUGAUUUGGAGGCUACAUGGAAAAUUAAUAAGGCUCGCUUUUGCUUUCCUAACAUCUGCUUUUAAUCUCUGCUGUAAUUUUUUACCAUCUUAUACUCGGUUAGAUGUGAAUAAUGACCUAAUGUCCCUACAUGUGGGUGAUAAAAUUUUGGAAAUUAACGGUACUCCCGUAAGAGAUACCCCAUUAGAAAAGGUAGAAAAUCUUCUGAAAUACUCCGAUUCAGUAUUACAAUUGACAAUAGAGCAUGAUCCAGACAGUAUAUCGAAGAAAUUCCUGAAAACGAGAACACCAUUGAAUUUACCUCUCACAACGACAUCCAGCGAUACGAAUAUUCCAGACAAAAAGUCCACGAUUCCUUUAGAUGUUAGAUCUUUAGGAUCGUCUGAUUCAAUCUGUGACGAUAACUUCAAUGUACAACAGGGAAAUUGCACUUUGACUCCGGAAUUCAACAGAGGUAAUAAGGAAAUAACUAAUAACAAAUCUCCCAAUGCGAGGAACGAAACCAAGGAAAGAUUGUUCAAGAAGAGGGACGAGGGUUAUAUGAGCGGUACAAGGUCGAGACAGUUGAAAAGGAAAACUAAUCUGUGCGACAAUAAACAAUCGUUGGAUAAGGAAAGAAGUUCGUCUAUGAGCCGGCUGUUAGAUGACACCCCGAACUCCAAGAGGUGCCAAGAGCUGUCCAGGGCCUAUUCGUUUUUAGAACCGAAACCCCAACAGAGAGUUUUCCGAGCUUCCGAUCUAGUUAAAGGGGAAUUACUGGGGCAGGGAUUUUUCGGGCAGGUUUUUAAGGUUACCACCAGGGAUACGGAGGAGGUUAUGGUGCUGAAGGAGCUGUAUAGGGUGGACGAGGAAGCGCAGAAAAAUUUUUUAAAAGAGGUGGCUGUGCUUCGGAAUUUGCACCACAACAACGUGUUGCGCUUCAUAGGCGUCCUGUAUAAGGAUAGGAGGCUCCACUUGGUCACCGAGUAUAUUUCUGGGGGUACUCUCACCGAUCUUAUACACGAUAUCAAUCAACCGUUACCGUGGGAGCAAAGGGUAUCUUUCGCCAAGGACAUAGCUGCCGGCAUGGCUUAUCUACACUCCAUGAACAUCAUUCACAGGGAUCUGAACUCCCACAAUUGUCUGGUGCGUGAAGAUAAAACUGUGAUAGUGGCUGAUUUCGGACUGGCAAGGAUCGUAUCCCAUAAUACGGAUAGUGUGGGUAGAAGAAUGUCCCCCAAGGGUACUCCAGCAUCUAGGAAACAAGAGAGGAAAAAGAGGUACACUGUUGUGGGGAAUCCGUACUGGAUGGCACCGGAAAUGAUGAAAGGGAACAAGUACGACGAGAAGGUCGAUAUUUUCAGUUUUGGCAUCAUAUUAUGCGAGAUUAUCGGGAGAGUACAAGCGGAUCCAGAUUUUUUACCACGUUCCAACGAUUUCGGAUUGAACCAAAUGACAUUCAAGGAGAAAUUCUGCGUGUCGUGCCCUGAACCUUUCUACAAAGUGGCUUUUUUGAGUACCGAUCUGAAUCCGGAUAAAAGGCCACCGUUUGAAGUGAUGGAGGUCUGGUUGGAAUCCCUCCUAAUGCACCUUUCCGUCGGAAUGCCCCUCCCUCCGGAUCUCCUCUUCGACAUCUGUAAUUUCAGAGGGAUCAGUCCCAGUUCGUCGGGGAGCACCACACCGGAGGGUAUACCAUCGGGGCACAGGAGCCCAGCUUUGGAGCCCAUCUGCGAGGGUAAAAUGAUAGAUACGACCAACUCCAAGAAGUUAAACGAUAAAUGUAGUGAGGAGAAUUUAUCGGGAAAGAAGGAUUACAGUUUCGUCAAACCGAUCAUAAAAGUUUCUAGCACUGAUACGCUGGACGAUAAGAAUCCGUACAAAAACGACAAUUUUCACACGAAAAGUUGCGAGGACAUAACCUCCGAUACAAGCCCUUCAGAGCUAAACUUUGACCGGAGGAAGAAUACUCAAGCGGUUAAAAAAAUGGAAGAUUUUCAGUACACUGAUUUAUCCCCAACAUCCGACUGCAAACCUGGGGGUUUCCCCAACUACGAAAACAUCAAUUUCUUGAAGAACGACACAGUUUUCAAUGAGAAAAUUGAAAAACCCAUAUGUAUACAAAAAGUACAGACCGAAGUUUUACAGGAGAAAACGUCAACAGAUAGACCGGACGAAAUACUCAAUUCCAAAGUGGAUAACCAAAACAAAGACAGUAUCUUCAAGGUACAACUGAGAAAAGUCCCCAAAAAUUUCACCAGAAAUAAAUUCUCACCCGGUUCAUCGGAAUCCACAACUCAGGGACCAGUCAAAGACAAGAUCAAAUUGUUGAGCAAAAAGAGCAUACCCGACAUCUCCAGCCCGAAAAAAAGCAACUUAAGCUUGCAAAACAUGAAUUUAAACGAUGAUUCUGCAUCUAAAGUGACUGAAAAAUUUGUCAACCCUUCGGGAAGUGACAGUCUUCAACCGACAAGAUCGAUAAAUGUGGUGGGCUUGGACAUCCCGGACAUAGUGUCCUCGACCAUCAUGAAGAGUUUCAGCCCAAUCGUCAGAGACCGUAAAAACAAGUCGAUGCCCGAUUGUGAGGUCAAACGGUCUACCAUUUUUCCCAGUAGCUUAGGCGGUACUUUCAGUAUUAAUCGGAAUAUAUUCAAGAAGAACGAGCAACUGAAGAAUCCUCGAGAGAGUGAGUGUAAUCGGGUUGGGGGUGCGGUUAAGAGUAAGGUUAGGGAGAAAAGUGGUCCCCAGGGGAGUUCGAGUGAUGUAAACGUUUGUGAUAUUUAUGAGCCUUCGUGUAGUUUAACCGGUGGUACUAGUUUAGUGAGAAGCAUCGUCGAUAGUCUGAAUAGGAAGGAUAAGGGGUCUUUGAGUUUGGGGGAGAGACUGAGUUACGGCAGGAGUUCUUUGAAGAAUCCCACGAGGGGUAAAAGUAAUUUCGGUAGUUCUAAAGAGUAUACGGCUUUAUAAGCGGCUGACAAAACCCGAAUUGAUCUGUUGAGAAUCUAGUGAGAAUAAAUAAAAAAUAACAGUCUAUAUCUCAUCAAAUCAAGGAAAAUUUUGAAUUGAGAUAUGGCUUAGUAUGUUAAACCGCCUAAAAAUAAAAAAAAUAAUCAAAUGUGAAUAGUUCAGUAUUCAAUUGGUGCUCGCAUUCCAAACUUUGAUCAGCGUUGUUGAGAACUCUUUUUUAUUCCACCUCUACGGUAUUAUUUUCUGUACAUUGUUGAAUUCUAAAAUGUAGUAUAUAAAAGCAGAAUUUUAAAUUGUGUAACUUGAUUUUCAAGUACGAAUAACCAUUCCAGAAUUAUUAAGUUUGAACAAAUGUCGCAAGUUUGAGUAAUAAUUUAAUGUUGAAUAGUUUUGGAACUUCACUGAUUGUUCUGUGAUAAGUCGAAUCAAUUUCGGACCGCUCGAUUUUUGUGGUUUGAGCGGUUGUGGAAAAUGACAAUUUUUAUACUCGAAUAAUUUGUAUUAUACGACUCAUUGUUGUGAAGUUCUGAUGACAUUCCAAUUUUUGUAUAUAAGAGGAUAUUGAUUCUUUAGGUAUACAUUUUUUAAUAAACGGUUUAUGUUAA